Molecule: messenger RNA, 537 nt
Organism: Lactuca sativa (garden lettuce)
Lineage: Eukaryota; Viridiplantae; Streptophyta; Magnoliopsida; Asterales; Asteraceae
Source: RefSeq, a predicted model, not a curated record
AUGGAAGAUCAAGACAAACUACCAUCUAAAGAUGAUAAAAGUUUUGAUGGCCCAAGAGUGUUAUAUGGAGAAGAGGAAGAAAGCGUAGAAAUGGAAGAGGCUAUCAAGGAGGAAGAAGAAAUUGAGAAAGAUGUCAAUGAAACUAUAGAAUGGGAUGCUAGAGGUAAAGGUGGUUUUACUACAAUACAAAAAUAUACGGCCGCUCUUAGACAAUUGGGAUAUGGCAUAGCCAUAGACGCCUCUGAUGAGUAUUUGAAAAUGUUUGAGAGGACGGGUCGAGACUGUACAUAUAUUUUCUAUGAGUAUGUUAUAGAGCUUUAUCGUGACAUAUACUUGCAGCAUCCGACUAAAAGUGAUGUCGAACAGUUGUAUGUCGCGCAUCAAGCUAAACAUGGUUUUGCAGGGAUGCUUGGUAGUAUUGAUUAUACACAUUGGGAGUGGGCAAAUUGUCCCAAUGCAUGGCGUGGUCAAUUCACGCGAGGUGAUCAUGGGGUCCCGACUAUUAUAUUAGAGGCAGUUGUUUCACAUGACCUAUGA